AUGCGAUGCGCGAGCAAGGCCGCCGAGAGCGCGUCCGCACGUCUCUGUGCGGACGCCGAAGCAGAAACCACAGCAACUGAUGUCUUAUCGGUUGCUAAAGCGACUCAGUCUGUGUCACCUGGUGAUGCAGGCGCUCGUCACGAAGACACUCAUGUCUUCACAGAGUAUGAGCUCGGUGUCUCAUACUCUCCUGAUACGGAAGACGGAUACGUAUCGACGGCGAUCGAAUCCAAGCCGCCUUCCAAGCGUGGCAUGGAUGAUGCUAUGCGUCGUAGCAUCUUUGGUUCAUCUGAUUCAUCAGAUGAACCAUCGCCAAAGCGAAGGCGCUCGAGGUCGCGAGACUCGGGCGCGAACAGUGGUGUCGGUUCUCCUAUUGACACCACUUCGCAACGAGGUGCCAGUCCUUCUGUCGGAACGUCGCAAGAAGAGCGGGACCGCAGUGUGUUGCAUCUCGCUCCCGAGAGAAGGCAUGGAUGUCUCCCAAAUCCGUCAUGGAUCACUUGUCGGCGACGACGAGUGAUCGUUAUCGAACACGGUUGUUCGAUUCGUCAAGGAUCAAUCACCUUGACCCCAGCGCGAAAAGCUAUCGCGCUGAACAUGAAUUCUUCAUCGAUGCUUUCUUCAAACAUCGAUGCGUGGAACGACUAUAUCCAGAACCUCGAGGAUGUAGGUCGUGACGCUUGGAACGACAAACUUAUCAAAGCUCGUGAUAAGUUUGGAAAGCGAACCCAGACAGGUGCACGCUACAAGCCGCAUCUUCUGUCUAGGGAGAAAGGGUUACCCUGCCUCUCCUGGGAAGACUCGUGCCCAUGUUUUGUGAACAACUCUGCACGAGCACCUAAGGAGGCUUACCUCCCUAAUAGCCCGUGGUGGCGCGUACGUAUCUCCAGUGAGAUGUACGAAGGGAUUGACAACCUGAAAUCCCUUUACGACCGCGCCGGGAAGAAUUUCUCGAGCGGUCCUUCUGCGGCACAGGAUGUGCCGCAUCGUACCCCUCGACCAGACCCAGUACGUCAACCAUCAGUUGGGAGCGGGGCUCCCAAGUAUCCCAGGACGGGGGAUAGCCGUGCCACCGGACGAGAUAACUCGUCCGACGUCCGUUCACGUCGCGGUGGUUCAACAGCUGCUCAACCAGAUAGCGCUGGCCACCGCGAGAGUCCUCUAAUGGAGGUGGAGGAGGAGGAAAGACGCUCUCCGCACGAUCGUCGGGAUCCGUGUGUUCCCAAGAGCUUCUUUGAUCGCCAUCGAGCUGAGUUUGCCUUUGCUCAGCUUGAGAACGAGAGAGCUAUGACGUCUCUGCGUGACGAGCUAAGGGUAUCUCGUGGGAUUGUUGAUCGGUCUCGGGCUGAGAUAACUGCUCUUCAGACCCUUGUCGAUGCCCACCAUCGGGAGCACAAGGCUCUCUGCGAGAUGCUUGAGCGCAAGGGCGUUCUUCAUCGGAAGAAGCAGUGUACUGAUGGUACGGCUUAA
Messenger RNA from Peronospora matthiolae, 1470 nucleotides. The record is from the annotation of a GenBank genome assembly. Lineage: Eukaryota; Oomycota; Peronosporomycetes; Peronosporales; Peronosporaceae.